Molecule: messenger RNA, 1083 nt
Organism: Cyprinus carpio (common carp)
Lineage: Eukaryota; Metazoa; Chordata; Actinopteri; Cypriniformes; Cyprinidae
Gene: mdp1
Product: magnesium dependent phosphatase 1
Molecular function (GO): acid phosphatase activity
Source: RefSeq, a predicted model, not a curated record
ACGUCAUGACGCUACUUCCGCAUUACCGGUAAAGCAGGAUUUAGUGGAAACGAAAGCAGUGUGUUCUGUUUAUGUGAUUUGAAUUGUGUGUUUAGUUUUCCUCCUUGUCAGUCGCUAAUCAAAGAUGUCUACGCCGAAAUUAAUAGUGUUCGACCUAGAUUACACCUUGUGGCCGUUCUGGGUCGACACCCACGUUGAUCCACCUUUUCACAUCGAUGACAGCGGCACGGUGCGGGAUUCAAGAUUUGCCAAGGUUCCCAUUUAUCACGAUACUGAAAAGAUCCUGAGCUCACUGCAUAGUCAGGGCUUCAAGAUAGGCAUUGCAUCGCGAACUGGUGAGACAGAAGGAGCCAAUCAGCUGCUGUCACUCUAUAAACUUGACCAAUACAUUUCCUUCAAGGAGAUCUAUCCCGGAUCAAAGGUCCCUCAUUUUAAAAGGCUGAAAGCUGACAGUGGCGUCCAGUUUUCUGACAUGAUGUUCUUUGAUGAUGAGGAUAGGAACAUCUUGGAGGUUGGCAAGCUGGGUGUUCACUGUGUGAAGGUUUGUAAUGCCAUCACCUGGGAUCUAGUCAAGAAAGCACUUGAGCAGUUCAGCAAGAAGCAGUGAAGGCAUCUGGUCCUGUGGAGAUGCAGCUGCUGCAAAUGAAGAAGAACCCAUUUGCUGUGCAAAAAAACUGUUAUGUAUGGAGGACUAGGAGGGUCAUGUUUAGUGGUUAUUUCUGUGUAAUCAACCGUUUUUAACGUUUAAAUAGUUUAUUAUUUAGCUCCAUUUUAAAACAUUAAUUGAAGCUCUUUUUUUUGUAAUUUGAGAUGCAAUUUAUUUAUAUAUUUUAUUUUUCAAUGUAUAAAUUAAUGAUUUGUUCCUUUAAGUGACACACCUAGUCUUUCAAAGAAAUGCACCUUUGCUUGUUUUUAUCUAAUAAAGACUUUUAAGUUAAAUGGAACUAAACACAGCAUGCACACAUUUUAAAACAAAAAGGUCAGUGUUUUAAUUGUUACUGUAUGUGACAGAUUUUCUGUACAGAGACUACAAUGGAAAAAAUAGUUUUAUAUUUAUUACAUUUAUAAAACACGUGUCUUCCA